Molecule: messenger RNA, 1449 nt
Organism: Pestalotiopsis fici W106-1
Lineage: Eukaryota; Fungi; Ascomycota; Sordariomycetes; Amphisphaeriales; Sporocadaceae
Exons: 3
Coding region: 1-1449 (482 amino acids)
Molecular function (GO): FAD binding
Source: RefSeq, a predicted model, not a curated record
AUGGCUGUUGCAGUACCCAAGUCACUUGACCCUAUGGUCACCCUUCUCCAAAACGAGGGCCUCGGGGAACAGAUUGUGGCUCCCACGGAUGCCGAGUACACUGCUCGCCUGGACUCGUACUGGUCCAACAGUGCCAAACUGAAGCCGGCGUGUAUCCUCCGUCCCAAGUCUACUGCCGACGUUGCGGCAGCCAUCAAGGCCUUGGCAUCGAGAGAGCAGUCAUUUGCUGUACGGAGCGGCGGCCACACCAACUGGGCGGGCUCCAACAAUAUCGAGGGCGGCGUCACGCUGGACCUCGGAUCUCUCAGCGCCAUCACCGUGUCGCCGGAUCAGGCUACGGCCGAUAUAGGUCCCGGUGCGCGCUGGCGUGAAGUCUAUGCCGAGUUGCACAAGUCCAAGCUUGCCGUCGCCGGUGGGCGUGAGGGCAACGUUGGCGUCGCUGGUCUGCUGCUGGGUGGCGGUAAUACCUUUUUCACCGGACGGCAUGGCUUUGCCUGCGAUAAUGUUGUCGCGUACGAGGUUGUGCUCGCGGAUGGAAGCGUCGUCACUGCUGAUGCUAAAUCCAAUGAGGACCUGUUUCGUGCGCUCAAGGGCGGCUCGAAUAAUUUCGGGGUCGUCACGAAAUUCACCAUGAAGACGGUCAAAUCGGACCAAGUCUGGGGUGGCAUGACUUUUUAUCCCAAGCAGACAAUCCCACAGGCCAUAGAUGCUGUCGUCUCAUUUGCCGGCAAAGUCAAUGAUGACCCCGACAGCAACCUUGUCUGCAUCUUUACGUACAUGUCAGAAUUCAAAGACGUCGUGGUCGCCACGCUGUUCAACCAGAUUCAGGGCAUCGAAGCAGCGCCAGCGUAUGAUGAGUGGCGAGCCAUCCCAGAAAUCAUGAACACUGUGAAGAAGACGACUAUCUCUGAAAUGGCUUUCGAGUAUAAUAUUCCUGCGAAUUAUCAUGCCAUAUGGUUCACAGCUUGUUUCAAGAACGACAAGCGCAUCGUCACAAAGGCAUCAGAGCUACAUGACCAACUCGUGGAAGAGAUCAAAAAAGUAGCUCCAGAUGGCGACUUUGUCACCCAGUGCUUAUGGCAGCCUCUCCCGAAGCUGUUUUCCGAUCAGUCGGUCAAGGCUGGUGGAAAUAUCAUGGGCGUUGAGCGCCAGACGGGCGACGGGCUUUUGUUUCUUGCCACAGCCAUGAUGAAGACACCCGAACAGGAGGCGGCAGUGCAUCCCAAGGUCAAGACUUGGGUCAACGAAGUGAAAUCCUAUGCUGCUUCGAUCGACGGAAAUCUGGAAUGGACUUAUCUCAAUUAUGCCGAUCCAAGUCAAGAUGUGCUCAAGACGUAUGGCGUAGAGAAUUUGAAGAAGAUGAAGGCCGUGGCGGCAAAGUACGACCCCAACCAGGUUUUCCAAAAGCUCUGCCCAGGAGGAUUCAAAAUCUCCAAGGUCGACAUCUAG